AUGGCCGCCAGCGCUGAUCGUUCGUACUCGCCAGAGUACCUCGAGCGAUUAUCAAGUCCUGAUUACCUUGCUGGCGAUGAGUCCUCGUCGGAUCCGCAGAGUGUUGUUGAACCGAAUCGCCUUCCAGACGCUACUGCACUUCUGAGUGCCGACGAGGACCGAAUGGAUUCAGGUUCUUCAGUGCCCAGUCAGGAACGCAGCCCAGUCGGCAGUGAUAGCAACGAGGAAAAUCCGCCCUUGAAGCGGUUCAAAGAAGGCCCAGGCUCGUAUUACGAAUCCUCCGACAAUUACAUUCCACCUAACCGUCUGCCAACCAGCCUCAUCGACAGCGAUGGCAAUGAGGAACCUACGUCCUCGAAGCAGUCGAAAAAAGGCCAAACCAACUACUACGAGUCAUCUGACAACCACAUCCCGCCCAACCGCCCACUCGCCAACUCCACCACAAACCCUCCCCCAAAGAAGCCUACUCAAAAUAAGAAACCCAGCAAACUCGCUGCCCCCUCCAAACCCCCCAAGAAAAACGACCCCACAGCCAAAGCACCCCUAAUCCACCAAAUCCAGCACCACUGGGGCCCCAACUUUACCAAAUCCUUCGUCCCCAAAUGCCACCGUCCUCUCGUCAAAUCCAGCACCUGCCCAACCAAACGCAAAAGACAACGCCCUUUACUCCGCAAACAUGAGUCCAACCCUCACAACUGGAACCCAUCUUCUCUAACCUCCAUCCUGCGCAUCGCGAAGCUCACCUCGGACAAGGAGUGGUUGCACAAAGCUAUGCGGGACGUGGUGCGGUAUCGCAUCCGGCACACGGGGAAUCGGAAGCCACAGCUGGGUAGGUCGGAUUUCGAUGUUAUCGAGGAUAUGCUGGGGAAGGGGUGGGGGGUUGAGUAUGCGUUUGGGGUUAGGUAUAAACACUUGGCUAAGGAGGAAGAGAGGGAGGGGGAAGAAGAAGAAGAGGAUGUGGAGUACCUUUUCGAUGUUGGGCCGGAGAGUGGUAGCGAUGAGGAGGCGGAAUCUGAUGAGACUGAGCUGCGAAGGCGCAGUAAGGAGGUUCGGCGGAAACGACGCGGUGAUACUGGUAGUAGUGGUAAAGGGAAGAAGCGGCAGAGCGAGAGAGGUGAUGAGGUAUGUGCAUCGUCUUCUUCUUCUUCCUCGCCUGAGGAGACGGUAAAUCCGUAUCAACAUGCCUGGUGCAAAUCGCGGUAUGGCAUGUUUCCGCCCCUGCCGCACGCAUCUUCUUCCUCUGCGCAUAGUACGCUGAGGGCUAAGAAACCUGAGCCGCAGGGGACGCGGAAAAGGACACAGCAAAGCACACAGCGGGGUAAGGAUGUACGGCAUAGUCCUGAGGACUCUCUGUUUGUACCGGAGGGGAUGGAGAGGGAUGAACAUGGAGAAUUUGAAGAGGAGGAAGAGGAAGAGGAGGAAGAGAGAGACUACGAGGCAGAAAUCGCAGCAGCAGAGGCGGAACUAAAACUUGCGCGGUUAAGGGUUGCGGCUGCGAAAGCGAAGAAACUGAAGAGGAAAAAGUGAUAGUUUCAUUGAUGCUGUUUUAGGUUAGUUGGUUUGCAUUGUAGGGUUGGAUAUGGGAGUCAUGUGGGCUAGGUUUAGUAUACUGGAAACCAGGGGUUUUACUGUAUUCAUUCUUUUGAUAACCAGUACUGGGGCAAACAGAUUUGUUGGGGGUGGGCGGACUCUCUGCAAAAUAUGU
Messenger RNA from Bipolaris sorokiniana ND90Pr, 1705 nucleotides. RefSeq lists its product as uncharacterized. NCBI's taxonomy places the organism in Eukaryota, Fungi, Ascomycota, Dothideomycetes, Pleosporales, Pleosporaceae. The record is from RefSeq and is a predicted model, not a curated record. The coding region runs from base 1 to 1527 and encodes 508 amino acids. The transcript has a single exon.